Ipomoea nil (Japanese morning glory) is the source of this 2263-nucleotide messenger RNA. RefSeq names its product serine/threonine-protein kinase Nek6-like. The coding region runs from base 170 to 2008 and encodes 612 amino acids. The transcript is spliced from 14 exons. Lineage: Eukaryota; Viridiplantae; Streptophyta; Magnoliopsida; Solanales; Convolvulaceae. Gene Ontology annotation, biological process: protein phosphorylation. Gene Ontology annotation, molecular function: ATP binding; protein kinase activity. The record is from RefSeq and is a predicted model, not a curated record.
UUGAUAUAAUUAUGGAAUGAAGGUUUUUGUUGCUACUUCAAUACUGGGUCUCUUAAAAAGCCUCUCAUUAUUGCUGCAAACAACCCACAUUUUGGAGGCAUCUUCUCUUGAAUUCAGCUGGUGUAAGGAAAGAUUUGCCUUUUCUGGUUGAAUUUGAGGUGGAGUAUCAAUGGAGGGGAGGAAUAGUGGUGUUGAUGCCAUGUCAAAGAUGGAAGACUAUGAAGUGAUAGAGCAGAUUGGCACAGGGGCUUUAGGACCAGCAUUUCUUGUUCUCCAUAAAACUGAGAAUAAGAAGUAUGUCCUAAAGAAGAUUCCUUUGGCAAAACAGACAGAGAAGCUUAAGCGGACAGUACAUCAGGAGAUGAAUUUGAUUACUAAACUAAACCACCCGUACAUUGUGGAGUACAAAGAUGCUUGGCUGGACAAGGGCAGCUGUAUUUGCCUCAUCACCCGCUACUGUGAAGGCAGAGAUAUGGCAGAGAUUUUGAGAAAAUCCCGAGGAGCAUUAUUCCCCGAAGAGAAACUCUGCAAAUGGCUGACACAGCUAUUACUAGCCGUGGACUAUCUACAUUCCAAUCGAGUCCUUCAUAGAGAUCUAAAGUUAUCCAACAUUUUUAUCACAAAGGACGAUGAUGUCUGUCUUGGUGAUUUUGGAUUCGCCAAACUUCUAGAUCCUGAAGACCUCACUUCCUCGGUGGUUGGCACUCCAAAUUACAUGUGUCCUGAGCUCCUUGCCGAUAUGCCUUAUGGCUAUAAAUCUGAUAUAUGGUCACUUGGUUGCUGUAUGUUUGAGAUUGCUGGACAUCAACCGCCAUUUAGAGCUCCUAACAUGACUGGCCUCAUCAACAAGAUAAAUAGGUGUACUUUAUCGCCACUUCCUAUCAUAUAUUCCUCCACCCUGAAACAGAUUAUAAAGAGCAUGCUAAGGAAGAGUCCAGAACACAGACCGACAGCUGCAGAAUUGUUGAGGCAUCAACAUUUACAGCAGUUCCUUCUGCAAUGUCGCAACCCUUCAUCUGUGUUUCUCCCAGUUAGGUCUCCGAAGAGCACAAAGGAGAAAACGGGGAAGCCUUCGCCUAGCAAAUCUAGCAGUGGCAAAGAUAACCGAGACAGACGGGGGCCAGUUUUCUCACUUGAUCAGAACUUGGGUGCACAACCUAGGAAUUUACCAAGCACUAGUAAACAAAUAGAAGCUAAACUCGAGACUAAGCGAGUUGAUAGAACAAGCUAUUCUGCAAAGAUCUCUGAAGAUAGCGAGGAAUCAUUGGUUGGGGAUACGAGUGAGACAGCUGGUAACGAGGAGGAACACCCUGAGUUGUUUUUGCAAAAGGAAAGCUUGAAAGUGCCAACUCCAUCUGACUUCGUUACACCAAAAUCCAACCCCGAGGAGCAGGAAGAAACUUCCAUGCAUGUCCAACGUUUCGAGGAGGGCGACGAAGAAAGUGACAAAACUAAAGAUUUGGAGGUUUUGAACUGCACGAAUGGCAACGGGGAAGUGGAAAUGGAGGGGGCAGUGGAUUGUAUCGCUGAGAAAACCAGCAGAAUGACAUUAUCCAAUGCUAAGUCUUUUGAUCAAGAAAGUGCAUCAUCAUCAACUACACAGCUCUUAAACUCUGAAAACAUUGAUUUGUGCAGAGAAGUUGCACUGGAUUGUGCUUCAGUGAAGAAAAAUGGCACAGCUACAGGUGAAGAGCAAGCGGAAAUACAAAGGGUUGCCUUCGAGAACGAGAAAGAUGGCAUUCAAAUGAGUGAUGAACAAGCACAGAGUCGCAUUUCAUUGCUGAGGAAAUUAACCGCAUUGACUAACGAGAGCAAGGAUGAGUGGGGAAAUCCAACUCAACAAAGAGCAGAUGCGUUAGAGUCACUUCUCGAGCUCUGUGCACAACUACUUAAACAGGACAAGAUCGACGAGCUCUAUGGUGUCCUCAAACCAUUCGGGGAAGAUGCAGUUUCGUCCAGGGAAACAGCAAUCUGGUUGACCAAAACCCUCAUGAAAGCACAGAAGUAGCCACAAGGCUUCCCCUUCUGCAAUACUCUUGUAAAGAUUGUUCUUUUUUUCUUUUUCUUUUCAUGGUUUCACUAGUAAUGUGAGUAUGGAGAGUUUCAUUUCAUUGGUAAUGAAGGAUUGGAUAUGUGAGGGAGUUUCUUGUUUUCAUUUUUCAGACAACUGUAAGGGCUCUGUGUUAUGAAAAUUGGUGUAGAUAUUGUUGGGAAGGUUUGAUGAAUCUGUGCUUUUUUAUAUAAAGUUUGACUGUUGUUGGUA